Protobothrops mucrosquamatus (brown spotted pit viper) is the source of this 620-nucleotide messenger RNA. RefSeq names its product protein S100-A16. The coding region runs from base 132 to 482 and encodes 116 amino acids. The record is from RefSeq and is a predicted model, not a curated record. Lineage: Eukaryota; Metazoa; Chordata; Lepidosauria; Squamata; Viperidae. Gene Ontology annotation, molecular function: calcium ion binding. The transcript is spliced from 3 exons. Gene Ontology annotation, cellular component: nucleus; perinuclear region of cytoplasm.
CGGGCGUAACUUUGGAUGGGAGUUACUGUCUCUCUCUCAAAUAGACCAGCUUGAUAAACAGAGGCGAGUCGGACGGGCAGGCAGGCAGGACAGGACAGGAAAGCCGCCGGAGCCCAGCCAGACAAGCCAUCAUGCAGGGAGCCAAAGGCAGCAUGACGGUGACAGGAGACUCUUCGGAGCUGGAGUGGGCUAUCCAGACCCUGGUGAAAAACUACAACAAAUACUCCGGGAAAGGAUGUUGUUGCCGCAGACGGCGAGGGAUCAGCAAAUCCGACUUCAGGAAGAUGCUUAGCCACGAACUGAACCACAUGCUGACGGACACCAAGAACAGGCAGGCGGCCGACAAACUGAUCUGCGACCUGGAUGAGAAUCAGGACGGGGAGAUCAACUUUGACGAAUAUUGGAACUUGAUCGGGGGCAUCGCCAGCCCCAUCUCCUGCCUGAUCCGACAGCAGGAAGAGAAUGAGAAAUUCAAAAAAUAAAGACAGCCGUGGAAUCAAAGGGAAAUAAUCCACCGUAAUGACCCCAAAAGCCCCUUGACCCCAUUGCUGACCCCUAGUUCCCUGCAUUUUGGUCCGGCUAACCUUAAGAAUGUGGGGCAGGGGAACUCUGGGGCAGGG